UUAUAACUUUUUACUGAAAUUUAUUAGCAAAUAUUGAAGAUUUUGAUGAGAAAGAAAAUGGGGAAAUAAAAUGCAAAGAAUGAAGAGAGAGAAUUUGAAUGGUGGUUCAUUUUUUUUUAGUGUAGUGUAUGGGGUAUAGAUGGUUACUGUAGCAACUUGCAAGUGGAUAAUAUAUGGGAAGUGAGGAGUUAGUGGGAGGAAGGGUAAAACGGUACCGUUUUGCAUGGGGGUGUAGGUAGUAGACCCUACACUAGGGUCUAGUGUUCACUUAUUAUGGCCUAAGUUGACAAAGAUUUCGGGCGAUGGGCCGAAAUCCAAAACCUAAGAAAGGAGCUCGAUGAGGUGUACCUUCGUUUAAUCGAGGCCCGAAAAGAAAUAAUAAAAAAUGAGAAGGAAGAAAAAAUGGUACAAUAUUGUUAUGUUGAUUCUUUAUUAGAGUUGGAUAUUCCAAAUGAAGAUGUAGAGGGAGGGGUAAGAAAAUUGAUGGAUAAUGAAGUGGUAAGUUUGUGCAAUGAGUUUAUUAAUGCUAGUACAGAUUUACCUACAACUGAGUUAGAGUGGACCAUGGCUAAUUUAGUUAAAUACCCACAAGUACAAGCCAAACUAGUGGAAGAGAUCAAACUAGUUCUUGGGCCCGAGCGAAGGUCCAAUGUUCUAAAGGAAGAUUUGGAUCAUAUGCCCUUUUUAAAGGCCACUAUAUUAGAAGUCCUACGACGCCACCCCCCGGCCCACAUGGUUAUACCCCAUCGGGCCGGGUUGGAUAUUGAAAUUGGUGGGUAUAUGAUACCCAAGAAUGCGGCUAUUAAUGUCUUGGUGGCAGACAUUGGGCGUGACCCGAAUGUGUGGGAGGCUCCAAUGGAGUUUAACCCGGAUAGGUUUUUGGUGAAGUCCGGUUUGGGUCAGGACGAAAAAAUUAGUGUAAGUUUUGAUGUGGCUGGGAGGAAAGAGAUCAAAAUGAUGCCUUUUGGAGUAGGAAGAAGGAUGUGCCCGGGGAAUGUGUUGGCUAGGAAGAAUUUGGAAUACAUGGUGGCUAAUUUAGUUUGGCAUUUUGAGUGGAAAGCAAUUGAUGGUGAAGUUGUAGAUUUGGAUGAGAAGGAAGUGUUUACAAUUAUGAUGAAGAAUCCUUUGAGGGCCUUAAUUUCACCUAAAUUAUGA
Molecule: messenger RNA, 1155 nt
Organism: Chenopodium quinoa (quinoa)
Lineage: Eukaryota; Viridiplantae; Streptophyta; Magnoliopsida; Caryophyllales; Amaranthaceae
Product: cytochrome P450 89A9-like
Exons: 1
Coding region: 403-1155 (250 amino acids)
Cellular component (GO): membrane
Molecular function (GO): iron ion binding; heme binding; oxidoreductase activity, acting on paired donors, with incorporation or reduction of molecular oxygen, NAD(P)H as one donor, and incorporation of one atom of oxygen
Source: RefSeq, a predicted model, not a curated record